Cariama cristata (Red-legged seriema) is the source of this 1009-nucleotide messenger RNA. It is a transcript of the gene GFRA2, whose product is annotated as GDNF family receptor alpha 2. Gene Ontology annotation, cellular component: external side of plasma membrane; signaling receptor complex. Gene Ontology annotation, biological process: nervous system development. The transcript has 7 exons. The record is from RefSeq and is a predicted model, not a curated record. The annotation marks the transcript as partial. NCBI's taxonomy places the organism in Eukaryota, Metazoa, Chordata, Aves, Cariamiformes, Cariamidae. Gene Ontology annotation, molecular function: signaling receptor activity.
GAGAAGAAUUUUAUGAAGCUUCCCCCUACGAGCCGGUCACCUCUCGUCUCUCUGAUAUAUUCAGACUUGCUUCAAUUUUCUCAGGAAUGGACCCUGCAGCCAACUCCAAAAGCAACCACUGCCUCGACGCAGCCAAAGCCUGCAACCUGAACGACAACUGCAAACGCCUGCGCUCGGGCUACAUCUCCACCUGCAGCAAAGAGGUCUCGGCCACCGAGCACUGCAGCCGAAGGAAAUGCCACAAAGCCCUCCGCCAAUUCUUCGACCGCGUCCCCAGCGAGUACACCUAUCGCCUCCUCUUCUGCUCCUGCAAGGACCAGGCUUGUGCCGAGCGUCGGCGACAAACCAUCGUCCCCUCCUGCUCCUACGAGGAUAAGGAGAAGCCCAACUGCUUGGAUCUGCGGAACACGUGCCGGACGGAUCACCUCUGCCGGUCCCGGCUGGCCGAUUUCCACGCCAACUGCCAAGCUUCCUUCCAGUCCCUGACGAGCUGUCCCGGGGACAACUACCAGGCGUGCCUGGGCUCCUACGCCGGGCUCAUCGGCUUCGACAUGACACCCAACUACAUCGAUGCCAGUACCACCAGCAUCACCAUCUCGCCCUGGUGCUCCUGCAAAGGCAGCGGCAACAUGGAGGAGGAAUGUGAGAAGUUCCUUCGAGACUUCACGGAAAACCCUUGUCUCCGAAACGCCAUCCAAGCCUUCGGCAACGGCACCGACGUGAACCUCUCCCCCAAGAACCCCUCGCCCCCCGUCACCCUACCACCGAAGGCGGAGAAGAGCCCUGCCUUGCCGGAUGACAUCAAUGACAGCAACACCAUGUACGACACGAGCAUCAUCACCACCUGCACCUCCAUCCAGGAGCAAGGACUGAAGCUAAACAAGUCCAAAGAGCAGAGCCUGUGCUACUCAGAGCUGAGCACCCACCUCUGCCUGGGUGCCUGUCCGGCCAAGCAUCCCGGGGGGGGGGCGAACGGGGGCCCUUCAGCUGCGAAAACGCAGGGAUUUGG